Glycine soja is the source of this 1788-nucleotide messenger RNA. RefSeq names its product UDP-glycosyltransferase 89A2-like. The record is from RefSeq and is a predicted model, not a curated record. Lineage: Eukaryota; Viridiplantae; Streptophyta; Magnoliopsida; Fabales; Fabaceae. The transcript is spliced from 2 exons. The coding region runs from base 128 to 1528 and encodes 466 amino acids. Gene Ontology annotation, molecular function: UDP-glycosyltransferase activity.
UAAUAUUUUAUUCUAGUAUUCUCUUCUCAAAAUGCUUUUGCUGCAUAUUAAGUUAUCAACCCUUUCAUUAUAUUAAUCUUGCAAUUGGCUAGUUCUCUGUCUUCAAAUUCCAACAACACCAAACACCAUGAACAAAGUUCACAUCCUGGCGUUCCCAUACCCAGCACAGGGCCACAUCCUCCCACUCCUCGACCUCAUCCACCACUUAGCCCUACGAGGCCUAACCGUCACAAUCAUAAUCACACCAAAAAACGUUCCUAUCUUAAACCCUCUCUUAUCCUCGCAUCCAAACACGGUCCAAACUUUAGUUCUCCCAUUCCCUCCCCACCCUAACAUCCCCGCUGGCGCAGAGAACGUCCGUGAGGUCGGCAACAGAGGAAACUACCCCUUCAUCAACGCCCUCUCCAAACUCCAACCAGAAAUUAUCCACUGGUUCGCAACCCACAGUAACCCUCCUGUAGCACUCGUCUCCGAUUUCUUCCUCGGUUGGACUCAGCAACUCGCUUCCCAACUCAGUAUUCCUAGGAUCACGUUCUACUGCUCCGGCGCGUCCUUAAUCGCCAUCCUCCAGCGCUGCUGGAAAAAUCUACACUUUUACAAUUCACAGGGAGAUAAUAAUAUUAUUAAUUUUCCCGAAAUUCCGGGAACGCCGUCGUUUAAGAGGGAGCACCUCCCCACGUUGUUCCUCCGCUACAAGGAAUCGGAGCCGGAGUCUGAGUUUGUUAGAGAGAGCAUGCUUCUUAACGACGCGAGCUGGGGAUGCGUGUUCAACACGUUCCGCGCGUUGGAGGGUUCUUAUUUGGAUCACAUUAAAGAAGAGUUGGGUCAUAAGAGUGUGUUUUCGGUCGGGCCGUUGGGAUUGGGUCGGGCUGAGUCCGACCCAAAUAGAGGAUCCGAGGUUUUGCGUUGGCUUGACGAGGUGGAGGAAGAAGCGUCGGUGUUGUACGUUUGCUUUGGGAGUCAGAAGUUGAUGAGAAAGGAACAAAUGGAAGCAUUGGCGGUGGGAUUAGAAAAAUCCGAAACGAGAUUCGUGUGGGUGGUGAAGACGGCUUCCACGAAGGAAGAAAUGGAUGAAGGGUUCGGGUUGGUACCGGAGGGGUUUGCGGAUCGGGUUUCGGGUCGGGGCUUGGUUGUAACCGGGUGGGCCCCACAAGUGGCGAUACUGAGUCACCGAGCUGUGGGGGGGUUUGUGAGUCACUGCGGAUGGAACUCGGUGUUGGAGGCGAUGACGAGUGGGGUUGUGAUUGUGGGGUGGCCCAUGGAGGCGGAUCAGUUUGUGAAUGCUAAGAUGUUGGUGGAAGAUAGAGGGCUAGGGGUGCGGGUUUGUGAAGGGUCGGAUUUUGUGCCCGACCCGGAUGAGUGGGGUCAGGUCGUGAAAGCGGUUAUGGUUAGAGACAGUGCUGAGAAGAGAAGAGCGAAGUUGAUGAGAGAGGAAGCUAUUGGGGCUGUGAGGGAAGGUGGCGAGUCUUCCAUGGAUGUAGAGAAGCUCGUGAAAUCGUUGUUGGAGCUUGGUGUUAAACAAGGAUAAUAAAUAAAAAUCCGGAGACAAUAGGGUGGUAAGGUUCGAAGGGUCAAGGUGGUUAAUACAAGACUUUUCUUCAUCUUUUCUUUUCAUUUUUCUUGUUUUUCAUUUUUUUAUUGUAAUAGGUCAAUUUUUGUUUUCUGUAAUGUAGUUUAGUUUGUUAUUUCUUUUUUGUUUAAUUUGUUGUGUGAUUUAAACUAGACAUUUGCCUUAAAUGGGUCCGGGUAAUCUAGCGAAUUAAAUAUGAUUUAUCUAGUUGUGUAAAA